AUGAUGAAGUUCUCCGCUGCCACUGUCGUUGCCCUUGUGAGCACCACUUCUGCUUCCCUGGUGGCGCGACAGACGGUUGCUGUAACCCCUACUGUCGCCGUUACAGGGCCCUCGGCUGUUUCGCAGUGUAGUGUCAUCUCAUCUACCCAGGUCUGCAAAGCUGGCACAGAUGAGUACAAAAUCGCGUCUACCCCUUCUGGCGCACUGCCCGCAUCGUAUACGGCAUGCCACAAGCAUGGCGCCGCCACAUACUGUAUGUAUGAUGAUGGCGAGGUCCUCAUUGAAGCUGCCAACGCCCCGGCUGCAACCGCCGCAACGGCGACAAUUCCCGCUGAGACUGGCGCCCCAACCGCUGUAUCUGGCUGUCACUUACAUGGUUCUGCUCUUUUCUGUAUGUGGGGUACUUCGGAGUACCAAGUUAAAACCACACUAACCAAUACGGCCGCUUCUGCCGUCCCUACUGCCUUCGACGGCUGCCAUAAUCAUGGUUCCGAUACAUAUUGCAUCGCCCCUAACGGAGAAGAGGUCCAGCUAGUGGGAGAGGGCGCCGACUCUUCCGGCUCUGACAGCGGUGGUGAACAUCCCCACGGCGAGAACUGCCACUUCCAUGCCGGAGUUGAACACUGCAUUGGCGCCGGCGAGAGCGAGCACAGUAGCUCGCGGAGUUGUAAGAAGGUAACCCGCGACUACAACAUACCUCUCCGUAUCGGCCUUCUAUUCGUUAUCCUCGCUACUAGCGCCAUCGGUGUUUACUUGCCUAUUUUAAUGAUUAAGUGGAUGCCUACUAAAACGCAUACUGUCUUCCUUAUCUUAAAGCAGUUCGGCACCGGCAUUAUUAUCUCAACUGCAUUCGUCCACCUAUACACCCAUGCUCAGCUAAUGUUCGCUAAUCCGUGUCUGGGAGAGCUUAAAUACGAGGCCACUACAUCUGCUGUCGUAAUGGCUGGUAUCUUCCUCUCUUUCCUCGUGGAGUUCGUUGGGAGACGCUUUGUAAUGGCGAAGAUGGCUGCGAACCCGAGCUCUACCUCGCGUCUCUCUCCCAAGACUUUUACUGUCCUUGUCCUUGAGUGUGGUAUCAUCUUCCACUCUAUCCUCAUCGGCAUUACCCUUGUCGUCGCUGGGGAUAGCUUUUUCCUUACCCUGUUUGUCGUCAUCAUCUUUCACCAAAUGUUCGAAGGCAUCGCCCUUGGCACCCGUAUCGCUCAGCUUGGCGAGGACGCCCCCACCGAGAAAGCUGAGCUCAACAACGCUCCGACGGAAGGCGAACAGACAUCCCCCGCACCGAAUAGUCUCAACCCCUUCAAAGACCCUUCUUUCUCCCUCAUCAAGAAGCUCCUCCUUGCAACCCCAUUCGCACUUGUCACUCCUAUCGGUAUGGCCAUUGGCAUCGGCGUCCUUCAUCAGUUCAAUGGCAAUGACCGCGACACCAUCCUGGCCAUCGGAACCCUUGAUGCUGUAUCCGCCGGAAUCCUUGUCUGGGUCGGUGUUGUGGAGAUGUGGGCUGAGGACUGGAUGCAUGGUGACGCCGAGCUGCUUCGUACAAGCCCCAUCGUCACCUUCUUUGCUGGUUUUGGCCUCGUUGCCGGCAUGGUUAUUAUGAGCGUGCUCGGCAAAUGGGCUUAG
Messenger RNA from Colletotrichum truncatum, 1623 nucleotides. RefSeq names its product ZIP zinc transporter. Gene Ontology annotation, cellular component: plasma membrane. Gene Ontology annotation, biological process: zinc ion transmembrane transport. Gene Ontology annotation, molecular function: zinc ion transmembrane transporter activity. The record is from RefSeq and is a predicted model, not a curated record. NCBI's taxonomy places the organism in Eukaryota, Fungi, Ascomycota, Sordariomycetes, Glomerellales, Glomerellaceae.